AUGCCGUCUCGAUCUAUCAACAUCAUCAACGUACCCUCUGAUGUUGGAUCGGUCUAUGCGGGCAAGUCCCGAGCCCCAGCAGCAUUCCAGGCCGCCGGCCUCCAGGACAAGCUUGCUGCUUCGGGCUGGCAAACCACAGUGUCAACCGCCUUACCACAAGGGCCAGCGGGGUGGGCUUCCAGCACCCGUCAGCCUAACGGAGCGCGGAAUGAAGCAAUAACUGUGAAGGCUUGUAAGAAGGUCCGAGACGCUGUUGGCAAUGCUCUUGCGGCCAGCGAAGGUGGAAGGGACCGACCGCCGCCAUUUCAGCUUAUCCUUUCCGGCGAAUGUCUGUACUGCCCAGCUAUCCUGUCGGCCUACUGGGAAUAUCUCAAAGGAACGAGGGACCGCAUUGGGAUCGUCUAUAUGGACGCUGAUUGCGACCUGUAUACGCCAAGCGAUGCCAGCUCAUCGGGGAACAUCGCCGGAAUGACCCUUACACAUCUGACCCUGUGUGAAGGUGCGUUAAAAAGUAUGAGAGUAUUUUGUCAACCCGAUGGGGCCGGGGUUGUGGACAAUAGCAACAUCCUUCUCUUUGGCUUGAACAUCGAUUCACCCGCCAACAAGCGAGAGCACUUAGGUUAUCUGUUCAAUCAUGGCUUCCGAGUCACCACCUCUCGGGCAGUCCAGAGAAAUCCAGUAAAGGAAGCAAAGGCCGCACUGGAGUGGAUGGAAGACAAAGUCGACCACAUCCUCGUUCACCUAGAUGUGGACGUGAUUGACCCAGGACUGUAUCCCUUGGGUAAUGUACCAAACUGGACGGGUUUGAGUUUCGAGGCCACCAUGGCGGCAUUUAAAACAUUCCUGAGAAGUGACAAAGUUGUUGGGCUCAGUAUUGCUGAGGUAAAUCCUGAUCACGAUCCUGGGCUGCGGCUGACGAGGGAGCUCGUCGACAAUAUCGUUGAUGGUCUCGUGGGAUGA
Cladophialophora yegresii CBS 114405 is the source of this 960-nucleotide messenger RNA. RefSeq lists its product as uncharacterized. Gene Ontology annotation, cellular component: cytoplasm. Bases 1 to 960 code for a protein of 319 amino acids. The transcript has a single exon. The record is from RefSeq and is a predicted model, not a curated record. Gene Ontology annotation, molecular function: arginase activity; manganese ion binding. NCBI's taxonomy places the organism in Eukaryota, Fungi, Ascomycota, Eurotiomycetes, Chaetothyriales, Herpotrichiellaceae.